This is a messenger RNA of Botrytis fragariae, 1104 nucleotides long. RefSeq lists its product as uncharacterized. The record is from RefSeq and is a predicted model, not a curated record. NCBI's taxonomy places the organism in Eukaryota, Fungi, Ascomycota, Leotiomycetes, Helotiales, Sclerotiniaceae. The coding region runs from base 1 to 1104 and encodes 367 amino acids. The transcript has 2 exons.
AUGCAAACCGCCACACCGUCUGAGAAAAGUUUGAUUGCGAAAGAUCUUUUCAGUGCUGAAGAAAAGCUCCAAUCAUUCAGCACAUACUUUCAGCUCUAUGACUCUUUGACGAGCCCUCAAUAUGUAAUGGUGCAGAUAGACCCCCCUGCCCUGAAUACCCAUGCCGAUAUUCGAAGCUUGGCUCUCAAAUUAAGGGAAGACCCUGAAAACACCCGCGAAGAGUUCCAGAAAAAGGCCUUUCCCCAAACUUCGAAAAAUGCAGAGACUGUGAAAGACCAACAGCGUGCCAUCAAUGUCGCCGUGCAAAUCAUGUUGAUGAUUGAUUGUUCAGAUAAGGAUCGCCAUCAUCAAGGCUACGAGAUCGGCGGUUUCCGACCCGUCAGCUGGAAUAAGUUGGAGAAAUUCACCGACUUUGUCAAAAAGGUCUUUCCUAUGGAUUUUCACGAUCCGGAGAAAGUUCGAGUGGCAUUGAGGGAGAAGAAUGAGUUGAAAUGCUGGAAUCUAAAGAAGCGUGCACAUGUCAAAUUCAUCCCGACAGACAACUUAGCAGAGCACCUUCUACAUGACCCCCAAGACAAUGUUGUCCGACUCUUCCGCCAAACGGCAUUUUUAAAAGCUCAUCUCCAACUCUCUGCCGGACAACCCCCGGACCUCGGAAUCGCUGACAGUCUUAAAUUAGGGACAUUACCACCACAACUGCUCCAAGAGACAUUGCAUUCCUUGCAAUACAUAAUAUUCCCCCUAGUCGAUAAAAAGUCGUCCGAAUUUUUGGGGAAAUUCAUCAGAGACAAGGAAUCGAGUUUCGACCCAGAUUGCAGCAACUGUGACACAAACAGUAUACAGCCACUGGAAGACUUCGAAUAUCAUUACUGGGGCGAUAGGCUUGCCAAGUUGAAUCAUCUUGUGACACACCCAAGACCGAGUCAUCGUAUUGGUCGGUGGAUACAACGAAAUGCUUCGGAGAGAAAUGCCAUGUUUGUGGCGAUCUUGUCACUUGUUCUAUCGGCAUUGUUUGGAUUCUUAAGCGUUAUCCUUGGAAUAUUUCAAGCAUGGGUGGCAUAUAUGUCUUGGAAAGCACAGGUCAAUGCUCCGCAAGCUCCGUAA